AAUGCCCCGCCCCUUUUUGGACGCGCACCAUUUAAGAUAGUUCGCAGGUCGAGAGUGAACCUGCAUCCCUCUGACACACAACGAAACCAGCCUCUGCAGCGAGAUGUGCUCGGAUGGAGAACGCGCGCCGCUGGGCGGCUCGGGAAACGGCAAGUUGCGCCAGUGGCUCAUCGAGCAGGUAGACUCCGGAAAAUACCCCGGACUCGUGUGGGAAAACGAAGACAAAAGUGUGUUCCGGAUCCCGUGGAAGCACGCGGGGAAACAGGACUACAACCGGGACGAGGACGCAGCACUUUUCAAGGCUUGGGCGCUGUUCAAAGGCAAAUACCGGGAAGGCAUUGACAAACCCGACCCUCCCACGUGGAAAACGCGUCUACGGUGCGCGCUGAACAAGAGCAAUGACUUCGAGGAGCUGCUGGAUCGCAGUCAGCUCGACAUCUCGGACCCUUAUAAAGUUUACCGAAUCGUUCCCGAGGGCGCCAAAAAAGCCUCCAGAUCUGUAGAGGACACGACCCCAAACCCAAGCCCUCAGAGUUAUCCAUUACAUCCACCCUAUGCGCCUUUGCAGAGUCAGGUCUGCAGCUUCAUGUCUCCAGCAGAGAGGACUUGGCGGGACUUUCUUCCAGACAAGUCUCCUAUAGCUGAUAUGUCUUUCAACCAAAGUCCAUACACCUCUCGGUGGGAUGCAGGAUACCAGUUUAGUGGCUCUUUCUACAGCUGCAGCGCCUCAGAACCUCUGCCAUCGGCAUUUACAUUAGAUGCCAGCAUGAAGUCAGCAGAAGCCAUGGCCCUCUCAGAUUACCGGCUUCAUUUGGCAGUAUAUUUCCGGGAAGCCCUUGUGAAGGAGGUGACUGUGAGCAGUCUAGAAGGUUGUAUUCUGGGUGCGAGCAAAGAUGGUUUGCCAUAUGGGGCUUCUCAAGUUCCGGAGCUUGUGGAGCUUCCACAGAUUGAACACAGCUCACUGGAACAUGGGGUUCUGCUAUGGAUGGCACCAGAUGGGCUUUAUGCUCGCCGCUGCUGCCCCUGCAGGGUGUAUUGGGAAGGAGGGCACAAUCCCUCUAACAAUAAACCCAACAAACUACAGAGGGAUCAGACCUGCAAACUGCUGGACACUCAGCAAUUCAUCACAGAAUUACAGAGCUAUGCUCGACACAUACGUCCUCUACCCAUGUCCCAAGUGCUCCUGUACUUUGAGGACGACAACACAGAGCCACAGAGACCAGGAAGGACCCUCACUGUCCAGGUUGAGCCGCUUUUCGCUCGACAGCUUCUCUACUUCACCCACUCGAGCAGCAUGAACUACAUCCGCAGCCACAACCUCUCACCUCUGAACCCAGAACACACAAUAUCCUCAACUCAGGACUUCCACAGAAUCAUCAGCCAUCACCACAGCAGCAGUCUGUAAAAUUUCACCUGGCAAAGCUAUCACUGAGGAAGACAAACUGAAGAACAAGAUGGACUCAACAAAUACACUGUCAUGGUUCAUGUGUGACACAGAGUAUUAACUUUACCAACUAAUUUCUCCAAACGCACUCAAGCAGCUGGACUUUUGUUUGUAGAAUGGACCAAAGAUGCUGGUUGCAUGUGUCUGAUUAGCACUUGGCAUUUUUUCCCCCCUUUAUAGGUUUAUAGUUCUUUAAUAUCAUCUCAGGGAACUGUAAUGAAAACAGUAUUAAAAGUUGUUAUAUCAAA
Molecule: messenger RNA, 1692 nt
Organism: Silurus meridionalis
Lineage: Eukaryota; Metazoa; Chordata; Actinopteri; Siluriformes; Siluridae
Gene: irf4b
Product: interferon regulatory factor 4b
Exons: 9
Coding region: 104-1405 (433 amino acids)
Biological process (GO): regulation of transcription by RNA polymerase II; immune system process
Cellular component (GO): nucleus
Molecular function (GO): protein binding; DNA-binding transcription factor activity, RNA polymerase II-specific; RNA polymerase II cis-regulatory region sequence-specific DNA binding
Source: RefSeq, a predicted model, not a curated record